AUGUGUCCACGACCUUAGCAAGUGUGGGAAUUCUGGUUUUUCGUGUACACAUUGAUGAUGAACCCCAUCGCCCCAGCCCCUAUUCCUGUACUCCCCCCAGUUGCUGCACCCACCGUGCUGGUGGGGCUUCCUCAUCUUGCAGCCCCUGGGGCCAUUCCUGCUGUUGCCCCUGCAGUUGUUAUCCCCCAAGCAGUGGCACCCAUGCCGGAGGCCAUUGGACAACCAAAUAAUACUAUAUAUAUCAACAAUUUAAAUGAAAAGAUCAAACGCGAUGAACUAAAGAAAUCACUUUACGCUGUUUUUGUUCAAUUUGGUCAAAUAUUAGAUAUAAUUACUUCACGAACUCUAAAAAUGCGUGGACAAGCUUUUGUUGUUUUCGAUGAUGUCAAUAGCGCGUCAACAGCACUUAGAGCUAUGCAAGGCUUUCCGUUAUACGAGAAACCAAUGCGAAUUCAUUUUGCUAAAGUGGAUUCUGAUGUCAUCGCCAAGCGGAAGGGUACAUUUGUCCAGCGACCGAAAGCUGCGUCAAGAGCAGCGGCAGCUGCGGCUGCGGCCGCCGCGGCAGAAGCUGCAGCAUCAGCUGCUGCCAUUAAUUCCGCUGGUCCUCAAGGUGGUACCAGUGCCAGAGCCAUCCGUAGGCGGCAACAAAGAGCAGCCGCCGCGGCAGCAGCAGCAGCAGCCACUGCGACAGCCAACGGUGGUGAUGCCAGCAAUGAUACUCAGACGAAUGUCGGUGGUGAUCAGCAGAACAAUGAAUAUCGGCCGGUUCCACCGCCUCCGCCGCCACCACCACCACCGGCUGCUAUAAAUCCAGCCACCAUACCAGAUCAACCACCGAAUAAAAUUCUCUUCCUGACUAAUCUACCAGAUGACUCUGAUGAAGCCAUGUUGAGUAUGCUAUUCGGUCAAUUCACUGGUUAUCGUGAGGUACGUAUGGUCCCAGGGCGACAUGAUAUCGCAUUUGUUGAAUUUGGCAAUGAAGUGGAAGCGUCCGCAGCAAAGCUUGGUCUUCAAGGUUUCAAUAUUCGACCGGGUAAACCUAUACGCAUUACAUUUGCUAAAAAAUGAAGAGUUCACAGUCAUUUCUCUCUGUGUGUGUUUGUGCGUGACAUUCAACUAUUGAAAUUUUAUUAUUUUAUACAUGUACAUGUUUCGAGUUGAAUAAUAAUAACAAUAAUAAUAAUAGAAUUGAAAACCCGUCCGGUC
Trichobilharzia regenti is the source of this 1206-nucleotide messenger RNA. Lineage: Eukaryota; Metazoa; Platyhelminthes; Trematoda; Strigeidida; Schistosomatidae. The record is from the annotation of a GenBank genome assembly.